Molecule: messenger RNA, 5405 nt
Organism: Nelumbo nucifera (sacred lotus)
Lineage: Eukaryota; Viridiplantae; Streptophyta; Magnoliopsida; Proteales; Nelumbonaceae
Source: RefSeq, a predicted model, not a curated record
GAGUUGGGAGCGUAUUUGAAACUUUUCAUAGUCUAGUUAGGAAAGUAAUACAACCCAUGGUUCGGGGGAUUUUGGUUGGAAUAAAGAUUUAAGUUGUUCUUUGAGUUGGUUUCUUCUUCGGUACUUGCUUCUUCUUCGACUAAUGAUCAGCAUUUGCACAGAGAGGGGCUUGACAACGAUCAUCGAGCCGACGACCAACCUAUUGAUUCCACCCUCCGGCGAGCAAAAAGCUAAGSAGAGGAGCUUCACUGCAGUGACCUGCGUCCGGCGACCAAAGACCAAAGAGAGGGGCUUGACAGUAGCAGGUCGGCGUCGGCGACCAAAAUCCAAAAUCAGCGGCUUUAUGGUUCGUCCCUUCCUGCGUGGGACUCCUUAUCAAGCCCUUAUCAAGCCCUUCUUUUAUGGAGUGGUUGAAGGGAUGGAAGCGUCAGUUCAAACCAUGUUAUGAGUUCCUUGAUGGUGUUAUCUACUUAUCUUUUUACUCUUGGACGCAAAAUCUAAAUUUUCUUCAAAUUCUAUUUUUUCCUGGUUGUAUAGUAAUAGAUUUCUUUGGAGUUUGGACUCUGGAGUGAUCGGACUGUAAUUGCUUUAGUGCCCAAAGCAAUAUCCAACAAAGGGCUUCGUUUGCGGCCUUUUCUCGACCCUCUCUCUCUCUCUCUCUCUCUCUCUCUCUCUCUCUCUCCGCACCCACACGCGCAUACAAGAUGGCACUUUUCAAACAACUCAAGAAACUGACUUUUUUCAGCCCCCAUCCUCCCCCAAUCUCUUAUCUUCUCUUGAUUCGUUUCUCCACUUUCUCAUCAAAUCAGCCAUCCUGGCCUUCAAAUCCCCAAACCUGCCGGAAUCUUACUCCCCAUGUUUCAUCUCUACCUAUCUCUUCUGACAACAAUUUACAGCAGAAGAUUGCACCUUCAGAGACGGGGUUGUAUGCAACCCUGUUCUGCACUAUAAUAGAAGCUUACCUGGCCUGCACUAGAUUCUCAGAGGCAAUAGAAGCUUUCUUUUCCAUGAGGAAUCACGGGCUUACUCCGAAUCUAUAUUCAUGGAAUCGGCUACUUUACAAAUUUAAUAUUUCCGGGUUAGUUCCUCAGGUAUGGACCGUUCACAGUGAGAUGCUCUCUUGUCGGAUAGUUCCGAAUGUCUGUACUUAUAAUAUUUUACUCCACUCUCUAUGCAAAGUGGGUAGGUUGAGAAUGGCUUUAAGUUUGCUUAGAACUGCCGAAUCUGACACUGUUAGUUAUAACACUAUCAUCUGGGGGUUCUGCAAAGAAGGAUUCACAGAACAAGCACUUGGGCUUUUGUCAGAAAUGAUAAAGAAGGAUGUUCUUAUUGAUUCUUUUACUUGCAAUAUUUUGGUUAAAGGGUUUUGCCAAAUUGGGUUGUUUAGAGAUGCAGAAUCACUAAUGGGUAAGUUGGUUAAUGAGGGCAUUAAUCAAGAUAUUAUAGGUUUGAACACAUUGAUUGAUGGGUAUUGUAAGGUUGGAGAUAUGAAAGCUGCUCUCAAGUUGAAGGAGAAUAUGAGGAGGGAGGGCUUCAGGCCUGACACUGUUACUUACAAUACUCUGAUUAGUGGAUUUUAUAGAAUUAGGGAAAUUGAUGAAGCUGACAAACUUUUGGAUGAGAUGACUUUGGGUCUUAAAACAAAUGCGAACAGUUUUGAAAUUCAUACAAGUCAGUGCCAAGAUGAGAAUGCAGUGGAAGAUAAUGUAACAGGAUGUUCAGAUUUGGAGCCAGACAUUAUAACACACACUAUACUUAUCAGUGGCAGUGAGUAUUACAAGCAGCAAGUGCUUGAGGAUCCACAUUCUUUGUGUGAGGAGAUGCUUAAGAGCGGUUGCUUACCUGAUGUGGUCUUUUGUAGCUCCAUUGUUAAUGGCUUGUGCAAGAGUGGGAGGCUGACUGAAGGGAGGUUAUUUCUCAGGGAGAUGGAAAGGAGGGGUGCGGCUCCUAACCAUUUCUCAUACUCCAGUCUGAUUGAUUCCUUUGCUAAAACUGGGAAUAUCAUUGAUGCCCAUAUUCUUCAGGGAGAAAUGGUGGUUCGAGGAAUUGCAUUUGAUUUGGUGGUGUACAACAACUUGAUUCAUGGACUUUUCAAAGUUGGAAAAGUUGAUGAGGCAGAGGACUUAUUCUGUGCACUGCCUAUGCUUCAAGUUGUUCCAAACUACAUUACAUAUUCCAUAUUGAUUAAUGGGCGUUCCAAGGCAGGAGAUAUGAUGGGUGCUGUAUCAGUUGUACAAGUAAUGGAAAGGAAACAUCUACGUCCAAAUGUCAUUAUUUACUCUUCUUUAAUCAAUGGGUACACCAAACAGGGGAUGCUUGAUGCGGCUGUUGAUUAUAUGCAGAGGAUGAAGGACCAAAAUGUUUCUCCAAAUGUUUUCAUUUUUGGCACAUUGAUUGAUGGCUACUUAAAGGCUGGUAAGCAAGAAGAUGCCAUUGCCCUGUAUGAUGAAAUGGGGUGGAGAGGUUUAGAGGUUAACAAAUUUAUACUUGAUGUUUUUGUAAACAACUAUAAAAGAGGUGGAAGGAUGCAAGAAGCAGAAGUGUUGUUUAAAGAAUGGACGCAAAGUGGCUUGUCACCCGACCGUAUUAAUUACACUUCCCUAAUAGAUGGCUUCUUUAAAGUGGGAAAAGAAUCUGAUGCUUUUGAAACAGCUAAAGAAAUGGCUCAGAAUAAGAUAGACUUUGAUGUUGUAGUUUACAAUGUUUUCAUUAAUGGCCUCUUAAAACUUGGAAAGUUUGAUGAAGCACAAUCUAUGUAUACUGGAAUGAGAGAGAUGGGCAUGUUUCCUGAUUGUGCUACAUACAAUAUCAUGAUCAAUGAAUACUGCAAAGAUGGGAACUUGGAGAAUGCUUUGAAACUCUGGAAUGAGAUGAGAAGUUGUGGGUUAUUCCCCAAAUCAUUAACUUGUAACACAUUAGUAGGAGAGUUCUGCAAGGCUGGUAAGAUGCAUAAAGCAAUUGAUUUGUUGAAUGAAAUGGUGGUUGCUGGGUUUCACCCAAAUUUAGUUACCCAUAAAGUAGUACUUGACGCAUGUUCCAAGAUGAAUGGAGACUCAAUUUUUGAAAUGCAUGAAAAACUCAUUGUUAUGGGGUUUAAACCUGAUCAGAUGGUUUAUAACACACUCAUUGCUAUCUUAUGCAGGCGAGGGAUGACAAGAAAGGCUAAUCAUGCACUGAAAGAUAUGAUAAGAAGAGGUAUUUCAGCAAAUACUGUUACUUAUAAUGCUCUUAUAAAUGGCUAUUGUAAAAGUAGCCAUCUGAAGAAGGCAGCUGCUUUGUAUUCCCAAAUGUUGGCCGAGGGUAUCUCUCCGAAUGUUAUCACUUACAACACACUUUUAUCGGGGUUCUCAACUGCUGGUUUGAUGCAAGAGGCUGAUAAAAUUUUUGAUGAGAUGAAAAAGAGAGGCGUGAUUCCUGAUGCUACUACUUAUGAUAUUCUGAUUACAGGAUAUGGAAAUAUGGGAAAUAAGAAGAAAAGUAUAAAGUUAUACUAUGACAUGAUAUCAGAAGGCUUCAUUCCUAGUACUGGUACUUUUAAUGCACUCAUUAGUGAUUUUGUUAAGGUGGGGAAGAUGGUACAAGUUAGAGAACUUAUAAAAGAGAUGCAGACUAAAGGAGUAUCUCCUAAUUCUUCAACUUAUGACAUUCUGAUUAGUGGAUGUUGCAAAUUGUCUCAUAAUGCUAAGAUUAAAAAGAGGCAGAGUGCAUUAUACCAAGCUGAGGCAAGAAGUCUGUUGGCAGAGAUGAUGGAAAAAGGAUUUACUCCUUGUUCAAGUACUCUUUAUUGUAUUGCCAAUGCUUUUGCGGUUCCAGGAAGAAAGGCAGACAUUCAAAUGUUAUUGGACAAACUGUAUGAGAGGAAGAAAGGAAAAACAAUAAGUACAGUUUACAAUGAAAAAAGGGAUUUCAAAUAGCUAUAAAGCAAGUCAGGGAUAAUGCAUUUCUAGGAUUAAUGAUCUCAAGCACAAAAGAAUGCUUAUGUUAUGACAUACCCAGUUAUUAAAUAAAAGCAGAAUCUGUAAUGCUUGGCCAGGUAAAUGAGUUUGUGGUUCAACACUGCCCUUUUUAGCUAUAAUGCUAAUCAUCAGGCACUUUUUUGUUGCUGGCUGAUUUUCCUAGCAGAGAAAUUUAAUUCUGUUUUACGGAGUUACCAGAAGCAAGUUUGCAUUGUAUUGGGGUGUCAGUUUAUGCAUACAUGCYUCUUGAUUAUGGUGCAACUAUGGGUUUCUUCCCUGUGGAUCAUGUCACUGUGCAGUACUUGAAACUGAGAGGCAGGUGUAAUGAUACUGUUUCUAUGAUAGAGUCCUAUCUGAGGGCUUUUAAGAUGUUUGUGGAUUAUAGCCAGCCCAAGACUGAGAGGGUUUACUCUUCUUAUCUGGAAUUGAAUCUUGAGGAUGUGGAACCCUGUGUAUCAGGACCGAAGAGCCUUUUAUUUUCUGGUGCAGCCUUUGAGCAUUUUAUUUGUAGCAGAUCUCAUUAUCAAGUUCCGUUGAAUGAAAUGAAAGUAGACUGACAUGCUUGCUUAGACAACAAUGUUUAGUUCAAGAUAACAAGAUACACACAUGGGCAUACCAUAUGUUGAGUCACUCAUACAUGGCUCUUAGUGAUCUUCCUAUCUUCCUUCAGGUUGUUGGAAAGAACUAUAUAUGUAAGGCUUUAUCCUGCUUUGAUAUCGGAGGAUCUUUAUCCUUGCAGUGAAUCUAUGCUUAGCAAUUCCGGCCAGGUACCUUAUCUUCUAAGUCUCGCUUGCUUAAAAAAACGGUUCAUUUGAGACAAGUUAAUCUGGUACUAUGGUAAAUAUGCAUAUACUUGGUUCCUUAUGACAACACCUUUGUAAACAAGUUCAGUCUUGACUAUUGUUGUACAAUCUUUAUCUUUUAUUUUUACUGAGCAUGCUCCCCUGUUUACUAGUUURAAUGCAUUUUUUUGAAGUACUUUUUAUGAUUUAUCAUUGAUAUUUGAGAAUACUUGGUGAAAGAUAUCAAUGCUAACUUUGAAAGAGAGGUGAAAAGGUUGGGACAUGAGAAAUUCAAAUUUGGAUGUAAAGGAUCAUUAUUUCUGGUGCCACUGAUUUUUAAUGCUUCACCAGUGCAUCUCCUAAUUGGUGGUUUCUGAGUUCUGUGCCAUUUCUUUCUCAUGUAGAGGAUACCAAUCUUUUCUCAGUCAUUGUAUAUGUUCCAGUUUUGGGUCCCUUGAUGGAUAUGCUAUGUGUAUGCCUGUAUGGAAUAAUUAUAUGUCUUUCUUCUUUCGGUGUCAAUGGGUACCUGAUUGCCUGGAUAUCCAACACAGGUGGCCCCAGUCAGUAGGGUCUGGGUUUGCAAACACUGGUCCUAGGUGGAUACCUGCUAACGUGUGAUAUGUGAAUCUUGAAAUUUAUAGAUUGGUAAAUCAACAUUUUCCUCUAA